This is a messenger RNA of Schistosoma mattheei, 2464 nucleotides long. NCBI's taxonomy places the organism in Eukaryota, Metazoa, Platyhelminthes, Trematoda, Strigeidida, Schistosomatidae. The record is from the annotation of a GenBank genome assembly.
UAUCAACUCUGUAAAGGCGCAUGCUUUGGUCCGUACAUUAGUUUGUCAAGAACCUGGUUGUUGCAUGUGUUCUACAUAGCUUGAGUUCUGUUCGUUAUUGUAUUUUGAUUUUCGAAAUUUAACUCCAGAAACGUCAUGGGUGUGUCAUGUGGAAAUACAACUCGGCUCAUCUUUAUGCUAGUGCUUGUUAUAAUUUAUUUCCUGGUCGAGUUGGUCGUUGGAAUUUCUAUACAUUCUAUCUCUCUGGUCGCAGAUUCGUUUCACAUGUUAUCUGAUUGUCUUGCUUUGGUAAUUGGAAUCGUAGCAUCUCAGAUAGCCAAAUGGCCUCGGUCGUCUAGAAAUACUUUUGGAUGGCAGCGAGCUGAAGUGAUGGGCAGUUUGAUCAACACGGUCGUUUUAAUUACAUUAUGCAUGACUAUUCUUUUGAGGGCCAUUGAACGAUUUAUUGAGACUCAGGCAAUUGAAAGUCCUCAAAUGAUGGUAUAUGUUGGUUGUGGAGGUCUCCUGGUUAACAUCCUGGGACUUAUUGUUCUUGGCGGUCAUUCACAUGAGGGUUCGCAUGGCGGAAUCGAUUCGGCGGUGGACGCAUCACUAACACCAACAGCCUUCGGUACUACUUUGCCAUUAAAUAAUACUGAUGAAGCCUUUUUACAAGUUAAUUCGACACAGCCCAUUUCAGGAGUGAACAAUGUGUAUGAUAUAAUGGAUGGUAAUGCCCUACAACGUUUUACCGAUAAGGACCAACAGGAUAAUUUUGGGGCAUCACAACUUGAUACCAACCAACAAAAGGUUGCUAUUAAAAUCAAACAUAAUCACUCGAAAAAGUCACAUAAAAGCUCGAUGAACAUGCAAGCCGUAUUUCUUCAUGUGUUGGCUGAUUUCAUGGGUUCCGUUAUCGUAGUAGUCAGCGCACUUGUAUUAUUGUUAGUCCCCGGUGAGGUUUCCAAAGGUGAAGCAUUAUGGAAGUUGUAUAUUGAUCCAUCUAUGAGCAUACUCAUGGUUACCAUAAUCUUGAUUACUGCUAUACCCCUCAUGUAUAAAGCUACAUUAAUUUUACUACAAUCUGUUCCUAGUGAGAUUUGUUUAACAAAUCUUAAGACUCGUAUGGAAAAUAUUGAUGGAAUUCAUAAAAUUCAUGAUCUGCAUGUAUGGCGUUUACAAAGCAAUUGUAUUAUUGGUACUGUUCACAUUCGUUGCGUUAGCUUACAAACAAUGACGGACUAUUUAAGUAUUGCUCGUGAAGUGAAACAACUAUUCCACGAAUUCAAUAUACACUGUACAACAAUACAACCGGAAUUUGAAGAGGUAAUUUUCUAAAUUUUUCUUAAUACAUGUGACUUGUUUUGUCAUGCUUUUUCAAGGCAAGUAGCUGUUAUAAAGUUCAUAUAAAUGUUAAAAAACUGACUGGUUUUACAAAUUUCUAUCUGACAACGAAAUAACAUGUUUUUGUUGGUUAUAUUUUUUAAUAUUCUUGUAGCUCAUUAUUACUGUGGAUUUUACUUCCUAAACUUGUUUUAUUCAUUUUAUUAAUAAAAACCCAUAAAAAUCGUUUUAGUUGAAAUCAUAGAAGUGAUAAAAGUCAAAUGUCAAUUAUAAGUACUCAUCUUUCGUUCGUAAAAAUUUCUCAUGGAAUAUCGAUCGGUAAAUACUGCACAAAGAUACAUUGUACCCGACUGAUAACUGCUCACAUGAUCAGACUGUUGACCCAAUAAACUGAUACAAAAAGAUAAAACAAUUGGUCAGUAGAGUGGAUUUCGAUUCCAGCAAACUUACAUAAUACUAACUCUAAAUAUAAUUACAUGUAUUUCAAAACAUGGGCAGUUGUAAGGCACAUUUUUUAGCGAUCAUACCCAACUUAACUAUGAAACUGAAUUUUUACUUGUUAUAUCACUUACAUAAAUGAUGGCAAUAUAGGGUAUUCGUUUAUGGUUUGAUCCGGUUCUUGGGUAUGACUGUUUGCCUUACUAUGAUCAACAUUGAAGGAUCAAUGGCAAAUACAGAUUAUCGCACAUGUAUGUUGGAUUGUGGUCCAAACAAGAAUUGUCAAUCAGAUACUUGUUGUCCAGCAUCUAAUGUCACAGAAAUACAAUUCAUCUCAUCAAAUUUCAAUUCUGCAUCACAGAAUUCAUUCAAUUUACCACAAAACAACACUUCUAACACAUCUAAAAAUGAACAGGAUAAUUUACCCAAUAAUGACGUACACAUUAAUCUUUCAAAAACUUCUGGUAGUUGAUGUAAUUAACAUUUUUUUCUACAUACCAAUAAAUGUGUAAAUGUAUGAGAUAUUUUGCGUUGAUGUUUUAUUAUGUCACUUUGAUCUCAGUAAAACAAAAACCAGAUGUGAACAGUUCCCUUUGUUUAUUCUAAUUUUUUUUGAUCAGUCUGCUCAAAAUUCUUUCAACUGCAGCCAAUUCCUACAUUUGUAUACAUCCGCAUAUAUUCAUAAUAAUAAUAAUAAUAAUAA